Molecule: messenger RNA, 315 nt
Organism: Moesziomyces antarcticus
Lineage: Eukaryota; Fungi; Basidiomycota; Ustilaginomycetes; Ustilaginales; Ustilaginaceae
Exons: 1
Coding region: 1-315 (104 amino acids)
Source: RefSeq, a predicted model, not a curated record
AUGCCAGACUCGACGCGAAAGUACGGUCGAAAGCGGGCAUUCUUGCAGGACCCGUGGGUGCGUUCUGAGUCCGAGUUCCAGCUGCUCUCCGGCAGCGCCCCGCAGCCUCAGCAAGGCGGUCUCCGCGAGCGAGGGAAGACUCGCGGCUCCCUUGGCCCGGCUCCACUGCCCGGCCUCGCUUGGCUGGCCUCGCAUCGCUUCCAAGCAGCAACGCCUUCGAAAAAGCCUCGUCGGUCGGCGCCUAGACCCAGCCAGCAUCCGCCUCUCUGUCUGACUCCCUCGCAAGCUGAAAACGGCCUUGCACCUUCAUCUUGA